GAUGAAAUGGAUGAAGCAGUCGAGGCUCCUCCAUUGACGAGUGUUAAAAGAGAAGCAUCUGACGUACCGCAUGGAAAUGAUGGAAAGAAAUCAAAGAUAGAUUAGUCUUCAUUGUGCACUUCUCGUUAUUCACUUAUCGACUUUUUAUUUUUUUUUGAUGGUUUGUGCCAAUAUAGCUUAAAAACUGCAAAUUUCGUUUAUUUAAGUUUAAGUUGACACGUUUAAAGCAAAGUUGACUAUAAAGUGUUCACUGGCAUUAGUAUUUUGAGCGAUAUGACGUGAUAAAAAAUAGUUAUUAUUCUAAUACGUGAUGUAAUCUAUAUGUUUCUUUAUAAACUCUGCUAAAACGUCAAUUGUGAUUGUCGGAGAGAAUAGUUUUUGUUUCAAAAUAAAGAAAAAAAUAUUCUGUUAGUUAAGUUGAAUGGAAUACUAAUUUUUAUGGACAA
Messenger RNA from Fopius arisanus, 446 nucleotides. RefSeq lists its product as uncharacterized. The record is from RefSeq and is a predicted model, not a curated record. NCBI's taxonomy places the organism in Eukaryota, Metazoa, Arthropoda, Insecta, Hymenoptera, Braconidae.